Molecule: messenger RNA, 638 nt
Organism: Quercus robur (English oak)
Lineage: Eukaryota; Viridiplantae; Streptophyta; Magnoliopsida; Fagales; Fagaceae
Product: glucan endo-1,3-beta-glucosidase, basic isoform-like
Exons: 2
Coding region: 93-638 (181 amino acids)
Biological process (GO): carbohydrate metabolic process
Cellular component (GO): plasma membrane; cell wall
Molecular function (GO): hydrolase activity, hydrolyzing O-glycosyl compounds
Source: RefSeq, a predicted model, not a curated record
GACAUGUUGUUCUAUCAAAAUCAGCUACAAAGAUAGGUGUUUGCUAUGGAACGCUUGGCAACAACUUACCAUCCCCAGGAGAAGUUAUAAAUAUGUAUAAACAAUAUAACAUCGGAAGGAUGAGACUCUAUGACCCAAACAAAGAUGCUCUCCAAGCCCUUAGAGGCACCAAUAUUGAGCUCAUGCUUGGUAUCCCUGAUAAAGAGCUUAAACGAAUUGCUUCAAGCCAAGACUACACAAACACAUGGAUCCCAAACAAUGCACAAAACUAUGGAGAUGUCACAUUCAAAUAUAUUGCAGUUGGCAAUAAAAUAAAGCUUGAUGAUCCAUAUGUACAAUUUCUUUUCCCUGCUAUGAAAAACAUUCAAACUGCAAUUUAUAAUGCUAGCCUUGGAAAAAAGAAUCAAGUCUCUACUCCCAUUAAUCAAGCGGCCUUUGCAGAGUCCUACCCUCCAUCAAAAGGUUCCUUCACAUCUGAAUACCAAUUUUUUCUUGAUCCUAUCAUUGGCUUCUUAGUGAAGUAUAAGUACCCAUUACUCGUUAACAUGUAUCCAUACUUAAGUUACAUCGGUGAUACUAAAGACAUUCACAAAUUCUCUGUCAUCGACCAGUGCAACAAAAAUAUAUAUAAAUCUUGA